This is a messenger RNA of Dictyostelium discoideum AX4, 2553 nucleotides long. RefSeq lists its product as hypothetical. Gene Ontology annotation, molecular function: magnesium chelatase activity. NCBI's taxonomy places the organism in Eukaryota, Evosea, Eumycetozoa, Dictyosteliales, Dictyosteliaceae. The transcript has a single exon. The coding region runs from base 1 to 2553 and encodes 850 amino acids. The record is from RefSeq and is a predicted model, not a curated record.
AUGAGAAAGGCUAUAAAAAAGAAUUUUAUAAAAUUUACAGGAAGACUUGGAUUUGGCUCACAAAAGAACAAUGAAAUUGAUGAGAAUGCAACAGAUGAACAAAUUAUAUCAGAUGAACCAAUUGAAACAAUCGAUCAACCAAUUAAAUUAGAGAAUGGUGAAUUUGAUCAACUUAUACAAUCAUUUAAACAAUAUUUAUCAACUUGUAUAAUUAAAGAAAAUAAUAAUAUAGAUAAAAAUAAUGAAAGUAAUUCACCUCAAAUAAUAAUUGAUGAAGAUUAUAAUGAUAAUUAUGAGAUAUUAUUUGAUCUAGAUUAUUUUAUAAAUGGUGAAUUCGAACCAUUAGAUAUACAUCAUAGUGGCAAUCAUCAUAGUCAUCAUCAUCACCAUCAUUCAACUACCCCAAAUUCGAGUAGUCUAAGUGUAAAUAAAUCCUCUAUAAUAAAUAGUAAUGAAAGUGGUGAAUUUAAUAAUAAAAAUAGAAAACAACAACAACAGCAACAACAACAAAGAUUUAAUAUAAAUAUACCAAAUGAUUUAAUACAUUCAAUAUUUUUAUGUAUAAUUUCAAAUUCAAAUAUGUUAAUUGAUACAACAGCAUUUACAAAUAGAACAAGAAAUAGACGUCGUACAAAAGGGAAAUCAAAUAAACAACAUCACCAUAAUCAAAAUUAUUUUUCAACUGGCUAUAUAUUAUCAAAGAUUAUACCUUUGAUGUCUGGAUUAACUUGUGCCUAUAUUUCAUGUACCAAUACUACAUCACCUGAAGAAUUAGUUAAAAGAAUAUUUUUAAAAUUACCUCAAAAAAAAACUGAACCUUAUAAACAACAACCACAGCAACAACAAAGUCAACAACAAUUAGAAAAGUUAUUAUCAUUACAACAACAACAACAACAACAACAAAACCAAAUUAGCCAAACAUCAUAUAUAACAAAACAAGUACUGGAAAAUAAUACACCAAAUUCAAUAUCAAGAUCAACUUCAAAUGCCUCUUCUGCUUAUCAAAAUAAUGCUCAAUUAAAUAAUACAAAUACCAAUAACAUCCAAUUAACACCACCAAACAAAGGAUUAAAUAAGCAGCAACAACAAAAUCAAAUAAAUAAUAAGGUUAAAAUACAACAACAACAACAACAACAACAACAAGAAUUUAAUAAAGAUUAUGAAAUGGUAGAUAUAUUAAUAGUUGAUGAUAUGGAUAUUGCACCACUUGCAACUAGAUAUACUUUACUUCAAAUGAUGUCAUAUAGAAAAGUUGCAUUUAAAGGGUCAACCUAUAAUACUCCAAAAGAUUUUACAAUCAUUGCAACCAUUAACUAUAAUAGUAAUAAUAGUAAUAAUGAUGAAAUUGAAUCAUUAUCACCUUUAAUGUUGGAUAACUUUUUAUUAAAUUAUAAAUUAUUAGAAAGAUUAUUUAUACCAAAACUAAAAAUUAAUUUAAAUAAUCAUUUUAAUAAUAAUAAUAAUAAUAAUAAUAAUAAUAAUAAUAAUAAUAAUAAUAAUAAUAAUAAUAAUAAUAAUAAUAAUAAUAAUAAUAAUAAUAUAAAUAUAGAAAAUUAUGACAAUAAUAAUGAAGAUAACAAUAUAAAUAAUGAUAGUAGUGAUAAUGACAAUAGUAAUAAUAAUAAUAAUAAUAAUAAUAAUAAUAAUAAUAAUAAUAAUAAUAAUAAUAAUAAUAAUAAUAAUAAUAAUAAUAAUAAUAAUAAUAAUAAUAAUAAAAAUAAUAAAAAUAAUAAUCAUUAUAUAUUAGCACCAUAUAGAAUUAUAGGUUUAAGAGAUAUUUAUUUAUCAAAACAAACUUAUAUAUCAAAUGAUAUUGAUCAAUAUAUUCGUACUAUUAUAGUUAACCUUAGGAAUCAUCCAUUGGUAACAUUUGGACCAUCACCACGUGCCACUCCAAAUUUUAUAUUAGCUUCCAAAUCAUUAGCUUUAUUAUCUGGUAAAAAUUUUGUAACACCAACUCAUAUUCUUUCAAUUGCAACUCAAGUUUUAAAUCAUAGAAUUUUCUUAUUUAAUCCAUUCUCUUCAAUUGAUGAUAAUCAUAAUAAUAUUAUUAAUAACAAUAACAAUAAUAAUAAUAAUAAUGUUAAUAUUAAUAGUAGUGCAAAUAUCUAUAAUAGCUUUAAUAAUAGUGUUAAUUAUAAUAAUAGUGAUGAUGAAAGAUUAUCACCACUCCAUAUAAUUUCACCAUUAUUAAAUUAUGAAUCCACUUUAAAUGAAAACCAAAAACAACUUAAUAAUAUUAAUAAUAAUAAUAAUAAUAAUAAUAAUAAUACAAGUUUAAAAUCACUUAAAGAGGCAACAUUAUUACCACCACCCCCAAUUGAAAUCACAAGUGCAUUCAGUGGUAAUAAUAAUGAUAAUGAUCUAUCGUUUAGAUCCACUGGUCAUAAACAAAAGGUAGCUUUUAGUAAUGAACUACAAUCUUCAAAUCAACGUAAUCAACAACAACAACAACAACAACAACAACAUCAACAAAUAUCAACCGAAUCCUAUUGCUAUGACUCUUUUCAAAUCAUUAAAAUUAUGUUAGAAAAUAUACCUCCACCUAUAUAA